AUGAAGCCCAUUUGCAACUAUUGCCAUAUUGAUGAUCAUAUCAGAGCCAAUUGCCCCAUCCUGGACAGCCGUAAAAAGAGUUGCUACCAAUGUGGUAGCAUGGAGAAUUUGAGAGCAGAAUUAGAAAGCCAUCAGGCCAGACCAACGACUGUUUGUCUUCAUGAUUUCAUGAGCGAUAUCGAAGAAAAGGCAGCGGCAUUGACUGAAGCUCAACCUACUUUAAUCCUUAUUCAUUCCGAGGCAGAAAGGGAAGUUCUAGAGCAGGAUGAACAAAACCAAUCCAUGGAUGAGGAUAUGCAAGAAAAUGCAGAUAACGCCGACAGUGACGAAGCUGAGGAGUUCAUCUUAGAUGAAUUAAUGCAAGGAAUCGAAAAGGAAGGAUAUAGAAUUGAUCAAACCAACAUCGAUGAGGGAGACUCCAGAUACAAUUAA
Messenger RNA from Gilbertella persicaria, 432 nucleotides. RefSeq lists its product as uncharacterized. Lineage: Eukaryota; Fungi; Mucoromycota; Mucoromycetes; Mucorales; Choanephoraceae. The coding region runs from base 1 to 432 and encodes 143 amino acids. The record is from RefSeq and is a predicted model, not a curated record. The transcript is spliced from 2 exons.